Messenger RNA from Penicillium oxalicum, 1593 nucleotides. RefSeq names its product DUF3984 domain-containing protein. Lineage: Eukaryota; Fungi; Ascomycota; Eurotiomycetes; Eurotiales; Aspergillaceae. Bases 1 to 1593 code for a protein of 530 amino acids. The transcript has 3 exons. The record is from RefSeq and is a predicted model, not a curated record.
AUGAGACUGGCAUUAUUGAACCAUCGAGUCUCCGUGACCGGAGGCCUCGAAGACAAAUGGCAGUUUGACGGAUUCUCCGUCCGGUCACCGCCCACGGCGGUUGCUUUCACAUGUCGCCCCACCCAACGAACCCCGUUGCGGGUGACUCCGCAGUCCGCACUGGGAGGUUUAUCUCUCUCGUUCGUUGGACUUGUUGAUUCCGCAACCUUCGUGGAAGUCAUCCAAUCUGCCAUGGAUUUUACCAGUUCGGGCGGGUUUCCUUCCCGGCGUUCUCACCCCAAUCUUAAUCACAUUUCCCUGGCUCCACUUACACCUCGGUUCCCCAUUGACGACGACGGCGACGACGUCGAGCCGGAGGACUACUUCAACAAUCGCUACGGACGAAGCGAUCACAGAUCUGAUCACCACGCCAGCAGCGGGACCAGAACUCCGCCACGCACUUCCUAUCUCUCCAGCGUCUCAGUACCGAGUACUCCGCCCAUCCUCUCGCACUCACGCAGCUCCUCUCGUACCCGCCAUGUACGAAGCAAGAGCUCCACCCGAGCCGGCCCAUUGAGCGACACCAACCUCCACAGUAAAGAUGUCGCUCUCGCAUUGCAUCAUCAUCCGGCUGCACACAAGAAGCCUCAAAGCUCACAGGUGCGACGUCAUUUUGGCGAUGCUGCCACUUCGGCAUCCUCCAAGUCCGACGCGGAAUGGAUGCUCCGAGCAGGCAUUGCACUGGCCUCGUCCACUCGCGAAGAAAAAGGUCAGAGCUGGCUCGCCAAGCGCGAGAGUUCAACCAGUCUCGUCGACCUGCCGCUCGCCGACGACACCACUCCACACGCUCAUCGCCAUCACCACCGCACAAAAUCAGGCGCCUCGUCCCGCAAGUCUCGCUCGGGUGCCUCGACACCAGCAGCGUACUCGCGACAUAGCUCGCGUUCGCGGGCAACCAGCCGCCGGGGAAGCCGGGUCGGGCUGACCAUGACAAGUAUGCCUCCGCUCUCAUCGGCUUCCAAGCUGGCCAGCCCAAGCGCCGGCACAAUGAGUCCCGUCGCGGGAGGGAAAGGCGCGGGGCUGGUCCCCGAUUUUGUGGACGAGAGGAUUCGAGCCGAAAUGGCCUCGUUGCAGGCCAACAGGGGGCUCCGGGAUGAUGAGCUCGAGCGCUGGGAUGCGGACGAUGACUACGACUCCGAAUGUGACUCGCUCUCAGAUGAUCUCCCCGAUGAAUUUGACGAGGCCGAUCUUCAGCGGCUCACCCGUGAACGCGGGUUCGGACUGGGUAGUUGGGUCGAUCGAUUGGUCGAAUGGACCCUGUUCGGGGUAGAGGAUUGGCCAGCUCCGGCGACAACAGCUGCAGCACAUGAAACUCGCAUCGGCUCAACUACCACGUCUACAAACGUCACCUUCGCAGAAACCGCCGUCGUUCCCGGUGAAGGACCCACUCGCGCAGGCAAGACAUCAUCGUUCACUGCUGCCGAGGAAGAUCCAGAAGAGGUCCUCGGCCAUUCGGACGGAGAAUCCGUCAUUAGUGUUGAGGAACCCGGUGCUCAAGGAGGCUGGGAGGACGCAGGGUGGCUUAUGAGAGUGAUGAAACGGGCCUUGAUAUGA